Messenger RNA from Planococcus citri (citrus mealybug), 2350 nucleotides. RefSeq lists its product as uncharacterized. The transcript has 2 exons. Lineage: Eukaryota; Metazoa; Arthropoda; Insecta; Hemiptera; Pseudococcidae. The record is from RefSeq and is a predicted model, not a curated record. Bases 85 to 792 code for a protein of 235 amino acids.
CUGUCGCAGAAUUCGCUCAGUGUGGAGUAUUUAGAGUUCAAUUUUCUAUUUUUUAGUUAAUUUGUUUACCAAGCGAACGAACCCAUGACCACGAAUAUGUACAAUAAAGCGCUCACGGUGUGCGUGGCGUUAGCCAUGGCAAUGAUUACAGAAGCCACAUUUUCACAUCACGCUACAAUCCAUCAUCACUACAUAGCGCCACCAUCACCUACAUUUACAUCAUUACCACCGCCAUCUCCGCCACCAACCGCACCACUUCCUGUAGUACCAGCUGCCUCUGCUCCAAUUCCCGCGAUUCCGGCACCAGCUCCAGUACCUGUGGUUCCUGCAGCGGCACCAGCGCCACUUCCUGUUGUUCCUGCUGCUUCUGCUCCAAUUCCUUUUGUUCCUGCGGCCACUCCUCCGUUUCCUUUUGUUCCUACUGCCACUGCACCAUUUCCUUUUGUUCCUGCAGCGACCCCACUCCCCACAAUACCCGCAGCUGGCCCUCUUCCAUUCGUUCCAGUCGCCAGGCCACUAAUUCCCCCUCCAGCACCACUACCUGUUUUCCCCGCACCUGCUCCAUUUCCUGUGAUUCCUGCUGCGGCGCCAAUUCCUGCACUUCCGGUGACGCCUAAAGUUUUACGAUUCGCUCCUCCGAGCGUGCCACCUUAUGCUUAUUCGGUGAACAUUGUGACGAGAGCUUUGUCUCCUCCGCCACCUUAUGUGCUGCCUCCAUUUGGAGUUGCUUCUCCUGCACCGUUUCCUUUGCCAACGUACGCGUACAAUUAUAAUAAUUACUGGAGAAGAUAAACUAUCGUAAGGAACUCGUCGUACUUUCAUACUUUCGCAUGUUAUAGACUGAUAUUUAGUAAAAUGUAAACACGCGAAAUGCGUAUUAAGUUUUAAACCUAGACCAGAAUUAGCCCGUCAAAACCGGGUGUUAAAAGGGAAUUUAAUUAGUCGCAUUGUUUAUUACCAAGUUUACACGUUUUAUGAUACCACGACCAUGUUAGAUGUUUACGUCGUAUAGCGUAAAUACGCAAACCCCAAACCGCGUUUGUAACCACAAUCGCGAAUAAUCUUUGUUGCUAUAGCGAUACAACCAAUAAUAUCAACCUUCCAUAUACCUCAUCCUCGUUAAGGAACUAAAUACCAGGUAUGGAAAUACGCCAUCUUUGGAUAUAGAAAAAAAAUUUUAAGGACUCAAUUUAUUAAUAAUACCGCCAAUUUACAUUAUUUUUUUACUUCAUAUUCAUUUUAAUACACAAAAUAAACAUUUUCCCACCAUUUUUUUGAUUUCAUUUCUUUAUAUGACUGAAAUGAAAAAAUCACAUCACCGUCAAAACUACGAAAUCUAUAUCCAAAGAUGGCGUAUUUCCAUACCUGGUAUUUAGUUCCUUAAUCCUCGUAUGUGAACCAUACACUCUCGCGGAUACUUAGAGAUUUCAAAUUUUCCUCGAGUCGGUGUUCUAUUUUUUAUUUAUUUUUAAUAAUCGAAAUUAUUAAAGGAAUUCAAUUCGAAAGAAUUUUGAAACAUCGUCCAUUGUGUACCUACACCCUCACUACACCCACAUUUGACUGAUCCUUUUCACGACGUUGGUAGGUACUUUUUUCUCAUUUACCAAAAAGUAGAAAUGUUUAGGUUGGAAAAUUUCGCGUCGAAAUAUUUCGGUAAUAUUUUCUACAUCAAAUAUCUUACGUAGGGUGUUAUUAGCAAAAUUCCAUCGCGUAAUAAUUCAAGCAACUGCGAUACAAAUUUUGGUCAAGGAUGAAGGUCUAAAUAAGGAGACUCAGUUUGAAAAUCGAACGCAACUCGCAGAUAAUCGAAUUGAUUAUAUCAAAGUACAGUUUUGCAUUCAUCCGUGAAUUUAUUUCCAGCAUGAACUUGAUAAUACAAUUUGUACUAGUCAUAAGUAAAAUAAUUCACGCUUCAGUACUUUUCUAUCUGUUAAAAUCACAACUGCGAGUCUGUGAAAGCAUUCCACUCUUAUUCACCUUCGUUUCUUCUCUAGAUUAUGAAAAAAAAUUCCUCCAUGAUGAUGUAACUUUUAAAAGAAACAAAAUUUCAUUUUGAAAUAUAUGCUUUUAAAGGUUACCUACUCAUACAUCUAUACAUUAUUGACAGCAAUUACAUAGGUAAUUUAUGUCGCUCGUCUGUGUAAAUUAUGGUCAAAAAAAGAUUACACUUAAUUACUUUCAAUAAAUAUUGUAAUUAGGUUAAGUAUAUUAUCGUAAUUUCAGGGUUAAUGUUUUCAUUUUUUUAAUACAUACAUGUUCAAAAGCGUAGGAUUUUUCUUUUAAAAAUAAGAUUUUUUUGAAAAACUUGUAUACCUAAUUUUAUACAAAUAAAACUGUCUUAAUGAGAUGA